This is a messenger RNA of Saccostrea cuccullata (small rock oyster), 1624 nucleotides long. Its product is annotated as protein phosphatase 1 regulatory subunit 36-like. The record is from RefSeq and is a predicted model, not a curated record. Gene Ontology annotation, molecular function: phosphatase binding. Gene Ontology annotation, biological process: negative regulation of phosphatase activity. The transcript has 17 exons. Lineage: Eukaryota; Metazoa; Mollusca; Bivalvia; Ostreida; Ostreidae. The coding region runs from base 60 to 1307 and encodes 415 amino acids.
UGUUGCUAUGUGUACAAUAUGGAGGCAAAGUGGUUGAGUUGAAAAUUAUACAGUCAAAAAUGUCGAAAACUGUUGGAGUUAAUGAACAUGUAUCGGGACUGCUUCCGGUUGUUCCUGGAAAAUGGAUAUGGAAAGAAGAAACAAAAUCAUUAGAUUUUGUCAGUGCAAAUCCAAUGGCAGAGAGGGACAGGAAGAAAAGAACAAGGGAGGGAAACAAGCUUAAAGAUAGGGUAGCCUCCAGUGUGGCGCGGGGUGGAUACAAUAGAGGACAAACCCGCAGAAACACCACAAAAUCUCCACAUCCUCCUAUAAAACAAACAACAGAACACUCCACAGUCACGCUGGAUGACGUCAAAGGAGUUGCUUACAGUCUGAUAUCAGACGGAGAGAAUCUGUCUGACACAUUUGAAGGAAUAUUUCACACAGACCAAUUUGAUAAUUUCCUACUACACCUAUUGAGCUAUUUUCAUUGUUUCUUUGAUAAACUUCACCAGGAACACAAAAUAAACACAACAACAUACAUAGAACCCAGUAAGUCAGAAAAAGAAGCUUAUGAGGUAGCUUGUGCCAAGCUGAAGGUAGCUCAUCGUCUGUUGGGUCAGUCCUACUGUCUCCUGGUGUUAGGACUGGGACUGGAGACAGUUCAUCACAUGGCCUGUGGAGGAUCAAGAGUCUCAUCUACCCUUAAAGACAGGAGCAUGUUUGAGACACUUUAUUCAUUCUGUGCAUACUUUGUGUGGAUUGCAUUUAAAAAGAAGGAAUAUGAAAAUAUCAGGAAAGAAGUUGGAAGAUUGCUCAGAUCUGAUACAUUCAAUCCUGCCAUUAGAGUCAAAAAUGCUCCUGAUGAGAAAGAUCUGAAAGAUAAAAAAGACAAGGAAAACAAAGAAGAGAAGAAACUGACGCCAGCUGAAUACAGGCGGCUUCAUCCAAAACGGCCAGCCAUCAAAUCAAUCAUACACCAGAGAUCCCCUGCUAUUGUAGCAGUCUUGCCAUCUCCGAAAGAAGAAGCCCAUUGGCUGUUUAAAAUGAGAAAUGCUUUACCACCAAGUGAGCUGGAGAAGAUCGGUCGAGGAGAGGAGGAGGAAGAAGAGGAGGUUUUGGAGGAAAAUCAAAUUUACCUCAAUAAAAAAAGCAUCAAAAUCGGGAUUAUUGGUGAACCCCUGGCCAUGUUUAACCUUCAAACAUUGUCUCCCCUAGGGGCCGACAAUGAGGACGAGGAAAACGAAGAGGAAGGAGAAAAACCCCCUCAUGUGGAAGAGACAUCAGGAGAAACAGUUCCUCCAGAUGACAAGGAAAAGAAAGAAUAAAUAUUCUUUUAUCUACAUAUAGGAGCAGAGAGUUAGUAGACAACAAACAGCAGUGUCCACGGCCACACUGGAUGCAGAGGGAUCCUAACAACAAUAACAACAAAAACAACAACAACAACAAAAUCAAGACAUUCAUAAACACUAAUGGAAUGAUCAAAUUAUUGACAGUUCAUUUGAAUGUUCUGUGAUAUUGCACUUGCACAGUGAUUUUACACAUGUGUAUGUAUCGGAAUAAAUUGUACUUCUGAAAAUUUUCCUCUUUUUUUAUUUUGUUUGCAUCAGGUUAAAUGUAGACUGUAGUGUUAAUAAGUACAGUA